Messenger RNA from Owenia fusiformis, 3138 nucleotides. Lineage: Eukaryota; Metazoa; Annelida; Polychaeta; Sabellida; Oweniidae. The record is from the annotation of a GenBank genome assembly.
GUCAACCCGGAUUCUCUCUUUUGAGAGGAGUUAAUAACCUUAAAAAUAUUGAUAAAUAACAUUAUAACCUUAUUUAUGGUCUAAACCUAUCAUUUUUCUAUAUUUAGAGAUGAAAUCUGUGAUUUAUUCGACCGGUGCAGCUCAAGAAAAUACGAAACUUAAAAUUAUAUUCGCUAGCUCAGCUGUAGAAAAUAAACUUUGGAAACUGUAGACGCAUUUCUUUUGCCUUUUCUUUAUAUUCAGCAGAAUGGCGGAAGCAAGAAGUGCAGUGACAGAGCCCAGGGUUGGAGAAAUAGAAGAAGGCAAAAACCCACGCUGGGACUUCAUUGUAGCAUGGAGGAAAAACACAAUAAGGAGAUUUUACAGGACAAGAAACUUAAUACGAAAUGGAAUGUGGCCAACUUCAAUGUGGAAUCUUGGUGUUUCUGUCGGGACAAUGUCAACUUUGCUGAUCGGGGAUUGGGAGUUUGCUAAACCUAUCACAUCAAGACUUUGGGCAGCUGCUGAGAAACUUCAUAUACAUGAUGGAAUUCCAUAUUACCUGAGGGUUGUUGUACUGUCUACCAGUGUUGGAUUUAUAUCAUUCCUUGCCCUUCUAUACAUAAGAAGAUACACCCUUCGUCUACUGCUUUCAUACAAGGGAUGGAUGUACCAAGCUCCUAGAACCCAGUCCAUCACGACUAUACUAUGGGGUCUUGUAGUGCGCCUGGUCUCGGGUCCCAGGCCCUACAUGUACAGCUGUCAACAGAGCCUGCCACGUAUGCCUGUUCCUCCGCUCAAAGACACACUGAAGAUGUUCAUAGAGUCUUUGAAACCACUCUAUGGAGAGGAUUCUGAAGAAUAUAAAAAGCUCAAAGCACAAUCAAAGGAAUUUGGCAGAUCUCAGGGCCUCCGCUACCAAUCCAUUAUAAAGCUCAGGAGCUGGUGGGCCCAGAAUUGGUACUCUGACUGGUGGGAGAAGUAUGUAUAUCUCAUGGGGAGGAGCCCUAUUGCAAUCAACAGCAAUUACUACAUUCUGGAUGAGAGCUACUGGCAGCCCACACAUAAACAGGUGUCUCGUGCAGCAGGUGUGUGUUACCAAUAUCAUUCCUUCAAGAGACUCUGUGACAGAGAAGAACUGCUGCCCUUGGUUAUCCGCAACACUAUACCUCUAUGUAUGGCACAAUAUGAACGAAUGUUCUCAACAGUAAGAAUUCCAGGUGAAGACAUAGAUGAAUUAGUACACUUCUCCACAGCACAAUCCAAACACAUUGCAGUCCAGAGGAAGGGUGUGAUAUACAAAGUGAAUAUGUUUGACAAGAAAGGUCAGCCUCUGCAGCCAUCUACAAUGGAGAAACAUUUCCAGUGGAUAAUUGAGGAUGCAGACAAACACGAAGGUGAUUACAGCGAGGCAGCUAAAUCACUAUCCAGUUUGACGGGUAUAGAUCGUACAGAGUGGGCCAAGACACGGCAGCAGCACUUUACCAAGGGAGUCAACAAAGAGUCUAUGGAUGUGGUUGAUUCAGCAAUGUUCAUGGUUAUAUUGGAAACGAAAGCCUUUGAAGACUUUAGUCAACGUGGCAAGUACCUGUUGCAUGGGGAUGGGAAGAGCAUAUGGUUUGACAAGAGCUUCACUUUGGUUAUAUUCAGCGAUGGCAGAUUUGGUAUGAAUGUAGAGCACUCCUGGGCUGAUGCUCCUGUCAUAGCGCAUGCUGGUGAAUACUGCAUGACCAAUGAGGUGUUGGAGUCCCCAGCUCUGUAUGACUCUGAAGGUCGGUGUAUUGACAUAGACUCCAGAGUGACCCAAGCAAGUGUAACACAGCCUGAGAGGCUGGUCUGGGAGGUUCCCAAGCCACUAGAGGCAACCAUACAGAGAGCUAUCUCAUUCUGCCAGAAGAAUAAUGAUGACCUGGAACUGGUUGUUUCUGACCAUGAUGCUUAUGGAAAAGGUUUCAUUAAAAAAUGCAAGGUCAGCCCAGAUGCAUUUGUUCAGAUGGCGCUUCAGUUGGCUUACUAUAAGGAUUCUGGGAAAUUUGUAUUGGUCUAUGAAUCCUCCAUGACACGUCUAUAUCUAUUAGGACGCACAGAAACUGUUCGUUCCCUGACAGUAGAGUCUCAAGAUUUUGUCAAAGCCAUGGUUGACAAACAGAAGACAUCAGAGGAGAAGAUCAAGCUGUUGCAGCGGGCCUGUGUGAAGCACCAAAAACUCUACCGUGACGCCAUGUGUGGUGGUGGCAUAGAUCGCCAUCUAUUUGGUCUAUUUGUAGUCUGUAAAGGCAUGGGCAAGGAAAGUGACUUCCUAAAGACAGCCCUCACUAUCCCUUGGACUCUGUCAACAUCUCAGCAACCACAGCAACAGAUGAUCAACACCCCCAGCUGUGACCUCCCUAGGUUCAAAAAUAUGGUUUCUCCCGGUGGGGGAUUUGGGCCUGUCUCUGAUGAUGGUUAUGGUGUCUCGUAUAUGAUCCCUGGCAACCAGAAGAUAUUCUUUCAUGUCUCUUGUAAAGGAUCCAGUGGAAAAACAAAUGCUCUCAGGUUUACCAAUCUACUAAAUGAGACAUUGAAGGAAAUGAGGGAAUUAUUUGAGCCAAGUAGUGCCACCAAUGGUACCACCAGUGCCAGCAAUAGUACCAAGACUGUGGAGAAUGGUACCAAUUAAUGCAGGAGUCAAAAUAACAUUUUUUCUGUUUUAGUCAAAUAGCUAUAAAAAAAAGUUCACCAUGCACAUAUAAUAUCCUGAACAGAGGAAGUAUUUUAAUAAUGCACAAAUUUUUAACAAUCAAAAGCAUAAUAUAUUUGUUGUCAUUGUGACAUUUUACUCGAUUGGAAGAUGGAGGCAGAGCUUUUCAGAUGCAAGAUCAUGCAAGAUAUUUUGCUGAAUCAUUGACAUUUUCCCAAUAUAUGAGGAAACAAUCCACUUAAUACCCGAAGCUGGUAUGCAUUUUAGAUAGAUUGUUGUAAGAAGUGUAUGGGAUUUUUCAUGUAUCCUACUGGGUAAAAUCAAUCUUUAAUUUAAUUUUUAUGCCUUUUAAAUUACAUUUUAUUUGAUUUCAACUUGUUUUAUUGAACUAUUUUAGUUGAAUGUGUUUUCAUCCAAGAUUUUAGUAGGUGUCAGAUUAAGGUAUACUGACACUAAAUUAAUAGUUGAUCAGGUUUUAU